Molecule: messenger RNA, 3040 nt
Organism: Zalophus californianus (California sea lion)
Lineage: Eukaryota; Metazoa; Chordata; Mammalia; Carnivora; Otariidae
Product: endoplasmic reticulum mannosyl-oligosaccharide 1,2-alpha-mannosidase
Exons: 13
Coding region: 155-2134 (659 amino acids)
Biological process (GO): carbohydrate metabolic process; N-glycan processing
Cellular component (GO): membrane; endoplasmic reticulum
Molecular function (GO): calcium ion binding; mannosyl-oligosaccharide 1,2-alpha-mannosidase activity
Source: RefSeq, a predicted model, not a curated record
GGCGCAUUGGCCGCGCACGCGAUGGGCGGGGUGUGGACGGCGCUGCGAUGGCUGCCCGCGGGUGUGGGACCAGCGAAGCCCCCGGCCCCUCUCAGAGCCCGGCCUCCUGACGCCGCCAGUGGGCGGGGCCGCCCGGGCCGCCUCCGCCGCUGUCAUGUAUCCGACGCCGCCGCCGGCGCCGCAUCGGGACUUCAUCUCGGUGACGCUGAGCCUCGGCCAGAGCUACGACGGCAGCAAAAGCUGGCGGCGGCGCUCGUGCUGGAGGAAAUGGAAGCAGCUGUCGAGAUUACAGCGGAACGCGAUCCUCUUCUUGCUCACGCUUCUGCUGCUCUGUGGACUCGUGUCCUACAUCAGCGUGGCUGACCAGUGGAGAGCCGUGAACGGCCGGUCAGCAGAAGAGCGGAAGAUGAGACCUGCGGAUCCGCCCGUGCUGCCAGCUCCUCAGAAAGCAGAUGCUAAUCCAGAAAACUUCCCAGGGGUUUUACCUCAGAAGCCGAAGAGGCAUUUCCGACGGCGACCGCCCAACCUGCAGAUUCGAGCCCCCGGUAAAGACUCCGAGGACCGGAGGCAGGACGACACCCAGCGGAGGGACGAGGCGGUGGGCGACGCUCGUCGAGAAGAGAACACGCAGAGAACAGUGGUCAGCUGGAGGGGAGCGGUGAUUGAGCCGCAGCCCGGCACCGAACUUCCUUCGAGAAAGGCAGAGGCCCCCCACAAGCCUUCCUCACAGGCCCCCAGGAUUCAGAACCAAGCAGCUUCCCCGAACGAGCGUCAGAGGGCCGUGAUCGAUGCCUUCCGCCACGCAUGGGCCGGAUACCGCAAGUUCGCCUGGGGCCACGACGAGCUGAAACCCGUGUCCAGGUCCUUCAGCGAGUGGUUUGGCCUGGGCCUGACGCUGAUUGACGCCCUGGAUACCAUGUGGAUUUUAGGUCUGAGAAAAGAGUUUGAAGAGGCCAGGAAGUGGGUGUCUAAGAAGCUGCGGUUUCAGAAAGACGUGGACGUCAACCUGUUUGAGAGCACGAUCCGCAUCCUGGGCGGGCUUCUGAGCGCCUACCACCUGUCCGGGGACGACCUCUUCCUGAAGAAGGCCGAGGAUUUUGGGAAUCGGCUCAUGCCUGCGUUCCAGACGCCCUCCAAGAUCCCCUACUCCGACGUGAACAUCGGCACCGGGGCCGCCCACCCGCCCCGCUGGACCUCGGACAGCACGGUGGCCGAGGUCACAAGCAUUCAGCUGGAGUUCCGGGAGCUCUCGCGCCUCACGGGCAGUAGGAAGUUUCAGGAGGCUGCGGAGGAGGUGACGAGGCGCGUCCACUCGCUGUCCGGGAAGAAGGACGGGCUGGUGCCCAUGUUCAUCAACACCCACAGCGGCCUCUUCACGCACAUGGGCGUGUUCACGUUGGGCGCCAGGGCCGACAGCUACUACGAGUACCUGCUGAAGCAGUGGAUCCAGGGCGGAAAGAAGGAGACCCAGUUAGUGGAAGACUACCUCGAAGCCAUCGAGGGAAUCAAGAGGCACCUGCUGCGCAGGUCUGAGCCCAGGAAGCUCACCUUCGUGGGGGAGCUCGCCCACGGCCGCUUCAGCGCCAAGAUGGACCACCUGGUGUGCUUCCUGCCAGGGACGCUGGCUCUGGGCGCCCACCACGGCCUGCCCGCUGACCACAUGGAGCUGGCCCGGGCGCUCAUGGACACCUGCUACCAGAUGAACCGUCAGAUGGAGACGGGGCUGAGCCCCGAAAUUGUGCACUUCAACCUGUACCCUCAGAGCGACCAGAAGGAUGUGCAGGUCAAGCCCGCCGACAGGCACAAUCUGCUGCGGCCCGAGACGGUGGAGAGCUUGUUCUACCUGUACCGCCUCACGGGGGACCCCAAAUACCAGGACUGGGGCUGGCAGAUCCUGCAGAGCUUCAACGCGUACGCACGGGUCCCCUCGGGCGGCUACUCGUCCAUCAGCAACGUCCAGGACCCCCUCAAUCCCCAGCCCAGGGACAAGAUGGAGAGCUUCUUUCUGGGGGAGACGCUCAAGUACCUGUAUCUGCUCUUCUCCGACGACCCAGACCUGCUCAGCCUGGACGCCUACGUGUUCAACACCGAGGCUCACCCCUUGCCCAUCUGGGUCCCGCCUAGGGGGGCCUGACGCCGCUGUGGGCAGUGCCUCGGACGUGACCCAUCCUUGCUGUGAUUCAUGGUUUCCCGUCCACUGGAGGAGGCUUCUUCCUUCUUCCUGUGAAUCUUGAAUCGUGUUUACAUUCCGAAUACCCGGCCAGCUUCGCCUGCCGGUGCCCGGGCUUCGUGGUGGUCCCUCGUGCCUGGUCGUCAGCCGGGGCUGCGCUGGGUCCCCCACAUAGUGUUCAGAGACGAGAGCUGAAGGGACGGCCCGACAUGCGGCUCAGCCUGGGAUCAGAGCCUGCGACGUGCCCUGACCCGAGGGUCUGGGGGGGCGCCUGUGACCCCCUGCGCAUCCGGGCACCUGGUGGGCUGUGGUGUUUACACGUUGGACUCAGGGAUCCCCCCUGGCCCUGCAGGGGCUGGGAGGGGCGGGUGGGCGAGUUCGUCCUGCCUCUGGACCGCCUGCUAGAAUGGACCAUAAAGUAGAUUUGCGCUGACGUUGUCACGUGUGAGACCCCGUGUUUCCUCAGCCCUGGUCGGAGUCCCAGCCGCUGUGGUAGCCACAGCUCGUGCUCUCUGCUUGGAAGUCAGGUCUCCGCCGUGACAGGCAGCCUGGGGACCCGGGCCCGUGCGGGUGGACAUGGAGUCCCUGCUCCUGCAGGAGAGAACACCCUGCCCGUCCGUCCUGCGGGGCUUGUGUCCUGGGCUCCGUGUCCACAGGUGGAGGUGUGCCUGUCUCUCCCCCAGGAGCCUGCCGCUUCCCUCCCUGAGCCCUGAUUUGGGGCGCUUUUCCAGAGACGAACCUUGGCGUCUGGGGGGGAGCCUGCUCCCUAGGACCAGGUGGUCCCCAGGACGGGCGCAGGUCCUCCCUCUGACACUCCUGAGCAGCCCAGUUCCCUUGUCAUUUCUAGAAGAUCCUCUUUCCCAGAGCCGC